AUUCAUUGACCAUUGACAUUUUACUAGACCUAACCUAGUAAAAAAGUAUUUUGUAAUAUUUUAAAUUCCUCAAUUUUAUAUUAUAUUAUACUUUUACUUUCCAUUUCAUUGAUUUUAUACAGUAAUUGAUUUCUACAAAAAAUUGUAUUAUUACCAAAUGAAACAUAAAAAUAACGAUUACUUAGCCUUGUGUUUGGAGUUUCAUGGAGCAUAUUUAUUGAAUUUCGUUUUUAUAGUGUAAUAUUUGUCAUUUCAACCUUUAUAUUUUAACAAAAUUAGUAGUGUGUUUUAAAGUUUUAAAUAAUAAAGAUGGCUCAAUCUGUUCCACUUAUUUUGAAGGUAUUGGCAUCAUCCAUAAAGACAGCUGCGAGGGCUGGAAAAAUCGUUAAAGAUGUAAUGGAUAAAGGCGAAUUGGGAAUUGUACACAAGAAUACUACACUUCCAACUUUUAUGAACUACUUCUUUAGAUUGAUAGGUGCAAGUAAAAAUGAUGUUCAAACUGAAGCUGACAGAUCUGCCCAGCGUUGUAUAAUAACUUCGUUAUCUAGACAAUUUCCUAAUAUUACUAUUAUUGGUGAAGAAGGUACAUUAGAUGAAGCAGAAAUUCCAAGUGAUUGGAUUGUUACUGACUUUGAUGAAUGUGUUUUAAAAUCCACUUGUCCUCCAAAAUUUAUUGAUACUAAGCCUGAAGACAUUGUUGUAUGGGUUGAUCCACUAGAUGGUACAUCAGAAUACACAGAGGGACUGUUGGACCAUGUGACUGUUUUAAUAGGAAUAGCUGUUGGUGGCAAAUCAGUAGGGGGAGUGAUACAUCAACCCUACUAUGAUUAUCAUACAAAUAGGAAUGGACCUGGCAAAACUUAUUGGGGUUUAGUUGGGCUUGGUGUUGGAGGAUUUACACCAGGAAAAGCACCUUCUGAUAAGUUUAUUAUUACAACAUCCAGAUCACAUAGAGAUGAAAUGGUUAAUAGAGCCUUAAAUGCUCUAAAUCCGGAUGAAAUAAUUAGCGUUGGUGGUGCUGGGCACAAGGUAGUGGUUCUAUUGGAAGGUAGAGCUCAUGCCUAUGUGUAUGCCAGUCGUGGUUGUAAAAAAUGGGAUACAUGUGCCCCUGAAGGUGUAUUAGAAGCUGCAGGUGGACUAUUGACAGAUAUUCAUGGCAAACAUUAUGACUAUUCCAAAAAUGCAUCAUUUCCAGAUGCACAAGGAAUUUUUGCUACAGUUCAGGGCGUAAAUCAUAAAGAUUUGAUAUCAAAACUACCGGAAGAAGUACAUAAGGCAUUCCCUUACUAGAAGAAAAUAAAAUUACAUUUAUUGUACAGUGUGGACUGUAUUUAAAAACAUUUUAUUUGUAAAUUGACAUUUAUUUUUAAGAUUAUAAAUAAAAAAGUAACAAUUGAUUA
Psylliodes chrysocephalus is the source of this 1400-nucleotide messenger RNA. Lineage: Eukaryota; Metazoa; Arthropoda; Insecta; Coleoptera; Chrysomelidae. The record is from the annotation of a GenBank genome assembly.